Messenger RNA from Danaus chrysippus (African queen), 225 nucleotides. The record is from the annotation of a GenBank genome assembly. NCBI's taxonomy places the organism in Eukaryota, Metazoa, Arthropoda, Insecta, Lepidoptera, Nymphalidae.
AUGUCAUCAAUAACAUCAAAGAUUGUUCUAGGAUUAUCAUGUGUUUUAACAGCCGCCACGGUAACCUAUGUACAUGUAAAACAACAGGUUGAUAGGGACAAAAUGCAUGAAGGUGUUAUAAAAGAUGUAGAACGCCAGCAGAAAAGGAAAAUUGAAAAUCUGUAUUUAAUAGAAAAGCAAAAUGAAUUUGCAAAACAACUUAAAAGGGAUUUGGAAAAAUCAUAA